Messenger RNA from Aphanomyces invadans, 1463 nucleotides. RefSeq lists its product as hypothetical. The coding region runs from base 38 to 1204 and encodes 388 amino acids. The record is from RefSeq and is a predicted model, not a curated record. NCBI's taxonomy places the organism in Eukaryota, Oomycota, Saprolegniomycetes, Saprolegniales, Verrucalvaceae. The transcript has 4 exons.
CGAUGUUCGGAGGCCAUUCCUCGGGGAAGGCAGAGAGAUGGAGACGGACGCGGCCGCGGCGGCGAAAGCGAAGAAGCGCGAAUACAAUCGCGAGAAGCAGCGUAUCUUCCAAGCGAAGCUCGUCCAGCAGAUGCUUUCGCUCAGGGACGAAGUCGCCGCCCUGGAAGCACAGCUAGCGCAGCUCCACAUGGCGAGUUCGCAACGUGAUGACGAUAUGUCAGGGUACGCGUUGUCCUGGAAGGACGUGGCCGCAGGGCUAGAAGAGGACUGCAAGCUCGUCGUGGACGAAAAUCGCCGACUUCGGCGCCAACGCCAUGGACAACGAGAGCUGCUCAAGACUUUGCAGGCAUGGGUGAACGUCCAGACGCGCCACGCGACUGCGCUCACCGCACCAACCCACACGUGGCGAAACGUGACGCUGCUCGCGAGCCCCGAAUCGCGCGUCGUCGGGUUCGACUGGAUCACCGCUCACUUGUAUCACAACACGGAAGCGGUGUUUCAACGGUAUGCGUUUCCGUCCGUCGCGCCAGAAGAGAUCAGCGGCGACUUUGCCAUCGACUCGACCGACCCCGACGUCAUGCAGUACGUGUGGCGGUACCAAAAGGAGAUGGAUAUGCCGAUGGAGUUUGUUGUCGAGUGCUUUCGAGACAACGUGUGGCGGUCCAUGAUGCUGGGCGGAUUCGUUGUGCUUCACACCGAGGUGCUAGACAACAUGCCAGAGAAGAUGAUUUACCGCCACACGAUCACGAGCCCCGACGAAACAGUCAACUACUUGGGCCGCGAGUACGCCGACGGUCCGGAUCGGGUCGUGUUUGUCGGGCAAAACAUCCAUGACGACGCGAUCGUGCCAUCGGGGUCGCGUCAGCGGAAUCGCAUGGCGUGGGUUGUGCUCGAUCGCCUCACGCCAUGCCACACCCGCGUGCGCAUCUUGCACUUGAAUUCCCACUUUUUCACGAAAGACGGCUACGUGAGCCUCGACGACGAAGCGCGGUUUUGGGGCGGCGAUGUCAGCGACGCCGGCGACGAGCACACCAAGUUUGUCAAGUUCCAGCGCCACGUCACCGUCAUGGGUGACGAUGUUGCUCGCCUCUGCCGCAACAAGUUUGAAGGUGCGUGCUAUAGACAACUCAAGCACGACGAGGAUGCCACGCCGCUCGCAUUCAACCCGUGUAUUGCAUGCGAUGCACCACACCUGGUCGUGUGAAGUGAGGGAUCGACGAGGAAGGACGCCAAAGGAGGUCACGAUCAGCUGAGACGUCUCGCAUGCCCUCCCCACCGCACUCCAUGGACGUGGCGGCGUCGACUUUAGCGGGGUAGACCAGGGUUUAGUUGGUGUAUCGGUGUUGUUUCUCGAAUGCAAGGUGUCGAUGAACUCGAAUGAGAGAUGGCUCAUUCGGUCGGCAUGCUUUCACCCAAGACCACAAACUGCGAUGGCCCAUGCACGUCAGUGCAUUCGUUUGAGU